GUCGCGUCAUGAUGAUGUCACCGGCGGCAAAUCCGUAUCAGGUUCUAGAAGGUGAGGUGGUUAAAAGCAUCCUCUCUGUUGGUUUGGAGGAACAACACACUGCUGUUACACUGACUCAGUCUGCGAGAUCUCCAUGCGCUGCUUCGUAGAGGUUCGGACCCGACGAUGGCUCGUCCUCCCCCGGACCCCGUGUUUACUCUGAGGGGUUCGGCUGCCUCUGUUAACACGCUUCACUUUCACUGCGCUGAGGCGGGGCUUCCGCUGCUGUUCUCCGGAUCGGGAAAAGGUUUAGUCCACGUGUGGAACCUGAACACCCGACGAGCGGAGAGCGUUUUAGACGGCCACGCCGGAGCUUCCGUCAUCUGGGUCAGCAUCGUUCGCUCCACGAACACCUUGCUCAGUCAUGGUCGUGAUAUGCAAGUGUGCUUGUGGGAUUUGCACGAGGGUCGGCGUACCGUAGCGCACUCGUUGCACACAGGAAGUGUCGGGUUCUGCCAGUCUUGUCUCCUGGAGGGUGAUGGAAGUAAACCUCUGAUUGCACUUCCAGCAGAAAACAUGGAGGAGAUAAAGGUGAUGGAGUUGGAGAGUCGGACGCUGACCUGCUCUUUAAUCCCGGACGAUAAACACGGCAUGCUGAUGUGCAUGAAGAUGUGGCAGACAGACGCUGGUCCCCUGCUGUGCGCCGGUUAUGAAGACGGUUCUCUUGUGAUUUGGGACGUGUCCUAUCGGCGUCCUGUCAGCUGCCUGAAGGUCCAUCCUGAACCUGUCAUGUGCCUGGACUUUGACAUCGACAAGCAGAAAGGAAUCUCUGGUUCCUCAGACAAGAACCUCUGUUCCUGGAUGUUUGAUGGCCAGCAAAACCUUCAGAUUAAGGACACUGUGCCAUUGACCAAUCCCGGAGUGUCCCAUCUACGUAUCCGUGGUGACAGUAAGAUCGUUGCGUCAGGCGGCUGGGACGGAAGCGUGCGGAUUUUCGGCUGGAAGACGAUGAAGCCGCUUGCUGUCCUGCAACAUCACAAAGAUUUGGCUCACUGUGUGGUGUUUUCUGACCAUCCGGAGCCUUCGACACGUCUGAUGGCUGCAGGCUCAAAGGAUCAGCGCAUCAGUAUCUGGUCUAUUUACACAGAGAGAUAAAUGAACCUUUUUCACUUCCUAGGGCACAAAAUGUCAUUGUAAGUAUAUUAAGGUUACAUCGCAGCAUUUUAGAAAUUUUCUCCCUCUUGAAAGGAUCUUCCUAACUUGCAUCGCAUUACAAGAAAAGUGGGUUUUGUUCAGGCUUAAAAGUUUGAGCUUGGCACUCAGAUACACACAAAGUUUGAUGAUGAAUGUUAUGACUGGGGUUCUGGUGCAGCCCUGUACUUCCAGCCAGAAGGAUGAACAAUCAAUAAUAAUCAAUUAAAUAACUGAGACGUGAAUGGAGUGAGUCUUUAAGAAUGCUUUCAGAAAACUCCGAGACCAUAUGCCUAUUAAUUCAAGCCAUGUGUUCCAGCAUGGCUCCCAUUUCUUUGUGUUUAUCUGAGGCUAUUGAAGUUAACACAAGUUCCCAUCUGCUCUGUGCUCCAGGCCUGAUUUAAAUCCCAGAACGCAGUGACUGAGCAUCAUUCACCAAACACCCAAAUGUUGGGUUGGUCUCGUCAUACGGUACCUGUGUGUGAUCGUUGGGAAGCGUCUAGAAUGUCCUCUGCCAUUCACGUGGGUUCAUUAAGCUUGGCAGUUUUUUUGCUGGAAUGUAAAGCCAAGCCAAAUGACAUUUGAGUGGAAAAUAAAGUCGAAUGUGUUUAAUAAA
Molecule: messenger RNA, 1786 nt
Organism: Tachysurus vachellii
Lineage: Eukaryota; Metazoa; Chordata; Actinopteri; Siluriformes; Bagridae
Gene: gnb1l
Product: guanine nucleotide binding protein (G protein), beta polypeptide 1-like
Exons: 8
Coding region: 166-1134 (322 amino acids)
Molecular function (GO): protein binding
Source: RefSeq, a predicted model, not a curated record